Molecule: messenger RNA, 2860 nt
Organism: Lycium ferocissimum
Lineage: Eukaryota; Viridiplantae; Streptophyta; Magnoliopsida; Solanales; Solanaceae
Exons: 4
Coding region: 148-1824 (558 amino acids)
Source: RefSeq, a predicted model, not a curated record
CAAUAGUGUCCUCACUAUUCCAUCGUUUGAAAUAAUUGAUUUGAUGAAAAGCAGCCAAAUGGAAGGUGAGAGACGGAGAAAAAGGCAAACAGAAGUCGGGCUGUGAAGAUCUAAAAGCUGAAUCUUAUAAGGAGGAAUUGGCGGAGAAUGGCAUCGGUGACUAAAGAGGACUGUUUGGAGAAAGAGGAAAUGGAAAUGGAUUCGCUGUUUGAGGGAAUGGUUCUGUUCAAUCCGAGUGGAGAUGUGGGACAAUUGGAUAAUGAAGCCCUUGAUGAGAACCUUUUCUCGGAUCUCACUCUCAUGAAUCCCCCCUCUCAAUCCCCAGUACUGCUUCAACAAGAAGAUGAACCCCAACCUCCCUCACCAGUAUCUCGGCAGAAUUCCAGUAGUAGGAGAAGAAAAAAAGCUGCAACUUUAAGGAUAGGAUAUGCCAGAGAUAAUGCGACCCUUGACGAUCCCUUGCCCCAUGGGACCCACCAAGAACAAAAACUUGAAGAAGAGGAAGCUGAGGGGUGGAGAGAGGAACAAAAGAACAUCAUCCUUAGUGGCACUGACUGUCUGGAUACUCCUAUCAUGGAUGCUAGUCUUCAUCUAAACCCAGUAGAGUUGAAAUUCGAGCAAAUCAGUGCCAGCAUUGCAGACAAGCUUAAGUUGGCCCGUGGGGCGGUAACCUCCGUGUCCGCACUGCGGAAAGAAUCUAUACGUAGGAGAAGAAAAGCUGUCGACGACUUCAGUGGGGCAUCUACCCGCCAUGCGGAGUUGGAGAAGAAGCUGGAUGAAGCUUGUGAAGCAGAGGAUUUUGAGACCGCUGAAAGGCUCAGUGUGAAUCUUGCUUCCGCAGACAAGGAAAAGGAACGCUUGCUCAUCCUCCUCAGAGAUGCUGAAAAACAGUGUGAUGUCCUUGACACUAAGAUGCAGGAGGUUCUUGAAUCGCUUAUUCAGGCCGAGGAGGAAUGUGUGUAUUUGCUACGAAGAUUUUCAGAGGAAGCUGCAAGUAAUGCAGAUUCAGUCCUGAUGAAUGCAGAAGCAAUAUCUUCAAAAGACAGUGCUGAGUGGCUUUCAUCAGUUGAAGCCAUAGAAGUCAGCAAGUUUGAAUUAGAAAUUCAAUCCCAACUAGUUCACGAAGCUAAGUCUGUUUUGGAUGAAUCAAUUGAUCACUCAGUGGAGGAUGAUCGGAGGGAAAUAGAUGUUCUUUGCAAGAGAAAAGAAGUAUUGGCGGAGGAACUGAGGAAGCUGCUUUCCUUAGUGAAAGAGAAGGAAGCAGAAAUAGCAGAAAAUGAUGCUCUCAUUCAAAAAGUUGAGCAUAGGAUUGAUGGGGUUGUCUCUUGCUUUAAAGAGGUUCAAGCAAGUAUAGCUAAUAAUUAUGAUAAAUUGCAGUCACACCUUUCGGAGCUGAUGGUCGAGAAUGAAGUUUUACGGAAAAGAAAGAAAGAUAUUGAUAGUUACCUUUCUCAACAAGAAUCCACAGGAGAAAAGAUUAAGAAUCUUUCCAGGAUUUCUGCUGAUGAAGCAAAUAUGUAUGAAGAAGUUGUUGGUCUUAGAAAGAGUCUGGCUAUGUUCAUCUCGAAAUCUAAGGCCUAUAGUGUGAACCUUGCCAAAAGUGAAGAAAGGAUUUUAGAGGAGGUGCAAAUUCUCAAGCAGGAAAUUUUUGCUGCAAGAUCUUCACUUCAGCAAAUGGGACAAACGUUAAAGUGGUCGACCUACAAAAAAGAGGCAUGCAAUGGUGUCUCAACUCUGGGAAAUGAAUUGAUAAAACUAGGAGGAGGACCUGAGAAACACUCCCAGCUUGUGUAUGGUGGUUCAUUUGGGAAGAAAAGAACUUGAGAGAUUCUGAGAGCAAAGCAGAGAAGAAUCACAGAUUAAAGUUCAAGUUUUUUUAUUUUGGCUUUUUAGUUUAAUAUGGAGAUUAGGGAGAGAGGGAGAGAGAGUGGGAUGAAGCAGGUCUAAAUGCGGAAUGAGUAAAAAGAAUUCUAGAUUCGCUAAAUACGCACGGAUCUCAAGAAAUUGAUAGUAUUUGAAAUAUCUUCCCUCCUUCGGAUUUUGGUGCUACCUCGUCUUGUUUUAGCAUCUUCGAUCACCAUGGUGUCUCAUCUACGGGUCAAUGCAUUUGGAGGUCUACAUAUGACAUGACCAAAUAUCUCAGAUGAUAUUUCCUCUGCUACUUUUUACCUUCUGCCUGAGUCAUACAUCCAUCUUAGCGUUUACAUUUUUGCUACACCCAUUUUGUGGAUAAGGGCCUAACAUUCACUCCUAUAUAGCAUUUUUGGUCUCAGAACCUUUAUAGAACUUGCCUUUUGGUUUAGUCUUAUUGCACAAUACGUUCCUCUAGCACUUUCAUUUCGGCCAUUGUAUUUUAUUUUGUGUUACAUCUUCAUCUAUCAUGCAAUUCUCUUGAAGGACUGAGGCUGAAUAUCUAAUUGUCUGCGCUGAGGCAUGAGAACACCAUUUAAUCUCACAUCAGGUUCAUUCUUCUUAUGUUGAUUAAGCAUUCAGCGCGUAUAUUCUGUCUUAGUUUGACUUAUCCUAAAACUCUUUAAAUGUUAUACUCUUUUAUUAGAUGUAUAACCAUGUGGGAAGACUUGAUUUGCAAAUAAUAAAUUCUCAGCAUUAGUAUUAAGAAGAAUUGUAUGUUUGUGCAUGGGAUAUUCAACCAGUAUUGCAUCUGAAAUAUUUGAGCUUCUUGGGACUUAAUUGGUAACCAUGAAGUCACCAAUAUAUCCAUGUGCACAUUUAAAUGCUACUGUGUGUAGGUUGUAGGCUUGAUUAUUGCCUUUCAGUUUAAUAAAGAUCGUUGUUUUUAUUUAUCCAGUGCUUGGAUAGUUUUUAGCAGUUCUUCGUUGUCCAUCUCAGUAAUAUUACU